Cyclospora cayetanensis is the source of this 1977-nucleotide messenger RNA. RefSeq lists its product as uncharacterized. The record is from RefSeq and is a predicted model, not a curated record. Gene Ontology annotation, molecular function: medium-chain fatty acid-CoA ligase activity. The transcript is spliced from 8 exons. Gene Ontology annotation, biological process: fatty acid metabolic process. Lineage: Eukaryota; Apicomplexa; Conoidasida; Eucoccidiorida; Eimeriidae. The coding region runs from base 1 to 1977 and encodes 658 amino acids.
AUGUCGAAAAUCACAUGGAUAGGCGUCUGCUUUUGCGUUUCUGCAGGAGCGCGCAUUGCACACUACAUGUCGGCUAAUCGCCUUGAAGAUGCCAUAUUGCGGUUGUCUGCCGUUCUUGGUGAAUAUUCUAUUGUAACUAUCAAUUGGGACGCCGAUUCCUUGGUUGCUGGCGUUUUUGCUACCCCGGUGUCUACCCGUCAUGCUGAACAGCCAUGCCCACUUCUCCUUCCUGAGUGUUGCACUUUGGCAUUUGUUUCUUGGUGGUGCUUCAGUCUCGAAAGAAUAAAGUAUAAGGUGGUGCAGACUCAGUGCAUGGCAGUUGUUCACGAUGAAUUUGUUCCUCGGGAAAAGAUACACGAUCUUGCCAAAGAAGCCGAGUCCCUCAACAUUCAGGUGGUGCCUAGCAGUGUCUUGGCGCAGACAGCGGACUUGCAGGCUUCGCCAGGCCUAAAGGAAAUAAACGCUGAACUUGCGGCGUUGGAAGGCCUUCCUCGAGGCAAAGAGGAAGACACGCCGAAAGAACCAACGGGACCAGAAAGAAGGAAAACGCAUUCUCCUGAGGAGCGACCCCCCACGUCCGAUUCUGAACGGCUGGUUGUUUUUACAUCCGGCACCACCAACGACCCCAAGGGUGUACAGUUGUCUUACGGGAAUGUCGCCACCGCGUGCCGCUGCAUAUUGGAGGCUGUAGGUGCGGCAGAAAAGGAUAUUUCAGUAGAUUUCGUUGCAGUGAAUCCUUUUCAUCAUGUCAACACUUCGGUUAUCUUUGAAACGGCGCUUCUCUGCCCGAGGGCCCGCAUACACCUAAUUGAUCGAUACAGGACGAGUUACUGGUGGGUCUUGUGUGUUGCUGCAAAGUUAGCGGCGGAAGCAGCAAGAAAUUUGGGCAAGGAAACGCGCAGUUCACCGUCCUCGCGUUCAUCAUCUUUCUCAUCAUCCACGGAGGGAGAGGAGUCCUUCCGCGUGGUGGCCCCUCUGGUGUCUCGGCACAUUGACUUCUUAAGCGCCCUUUCUUCCGGGGAUAGAUUUCAGCAGACUGGUUUCCUCAAGACGCUGAGGGAGGCGCUUGCGCCAAAAGGCGUUGUCCUCUUCCUGGGUUCCGCUCCCGUAGGGCCCUCUACUGUACGCACAAUGCAAUGUCUACUAGGCAAGCUUCCACGAGUGAGGUUUGGAUCGACGGAAACUGCCCUCCAGGUCGCUGCAAUACCGUAUUCCCAAACCGAUGAAGAAGUGUUGGAGGCUCUCGAGAGAGGCUGGCACCAUACGUUCGCCGACUCCCCCCUAAGAGGCUUUUACAUAGGAAGGCCUCACACGGGACUGACUGCGCUGAACAUAGUCAAAAGCGUGGAUGCGAAGGCGGAUGCAUACAUGGCUGACUGCGGCGAGGGGGAGCCGGGGUAUUUGAUUUGCCAGGGCAGCAACUGCAUGCUAGGGUAUGCCAAUUCAAGCUCCCAUCCUUUCUCUUUGGAGGGAUGGUAUUUAGGUUUGGGAGACGUCUGCUUCUUCUUGCGGAAUCCGCGAGACCAGAAGAAAGACUUCUACUGGGUUACCAGAGCGACGGACAUGGUAAUGAAAGGGGGGGCAAACUAUAGCUGCAUGCAGAUCAACAGCGACCUGCAGCGGUUCGUUGCCUCCUGGCUUUCGGUAGCGAAAGAAGACUUGGCCGUUGCCACCAUUGGCAUCAAAUGGAAGAGUGAGCACGACGACGAUACCUGCGUAACUGUAGAGCUGCCUGCAGAAAAGGAGGCAGAAUUCAAGUCUCUCAUAGAGGAGCAGCUGGUUAAAAGAGCAGCAACAGAGCCCUCUCUCCCCAAAGGAUCACGCCCUGAUUUUGUACGCGUCACUAGAAUACCCAAGACAUUCAAGGGGGCUGUAGAUGGGAGGCUUAUCAGGGAGGAGUUUACUGCGCACUUGCAGCAAACAGCAUCUGAGCUUAAGAGAGCAAAUUUUUUUGCAGGUGGCUCUUUAUCAGCAUAG